Molecule: messenger RNA, 624 nt
Organism: Chironomus riparius
Lineage: Eukaryota; Metazoa; Arthropoda; Insecta; Diptera; Chironomidae
Source: the annotation of a GenBank genome assembly
AUGCUAGCUACUAGAUUAAGUCACAUAAACUUCAUCAACAGAACUGUAUCCUCAUCACUUAAGAUAUCAAUAUCAUCACUUCCUUCAGCUUAUUUGAGUCAAAGAAGUUAUUCGACAGAAAAUGAAGGAACCAAAGUGAAGUUAAGUGCCGCAGAGGAACUAAAAAAGAAUUGGGAACCAAUUUAUAGGUUUCCAAAGAUUAAGACAGUUUCGUCAGUCAUGAAAUUGAAGAAUUAUCAACUUACAGCGACUGUUUUUGGACUUCCAGCAGCUUAUUACUUCUUUGCUGAUUUUAAUAAUUUACUGGUUGUUGGAUACACUGGAACAUCCUUAGUAUUGACAUUGAGCUUUAUCAGCUACUUGCUGAAGAACUCUGUCGGUUUUAUUUAUGUGAACAAAAAAGACAGUGAAUUAGUUCGAAUAGCAUACCUAAACUUUUGGGGCGUUAGAAGAGACAGUGAAAUUAAGAUUAAAGAUAUUGUGCCAUUUUCGGACCUACCAAACAGCAUAGCUAGUAAAUUCUACACAAAUCUGAAGUUUAAUGGGCAUGAAGACCUAAAAAUGCUGUCUAAGGAAGUAGAAAUAUUAGAUUAUGACAAUUUCUCUCGCAUUUUUGGUGAAUAA